Molecule: messenger RNA, 2841 nt
Organism: Acanthaster planci (crown-of-thorns starfish)
Lineage: Eukaryota; Metazoa; Echinodermata; Asteroidea; Valvatida; Acanthasteridae
Product: nicotinamide phosphoribosyltransferase-like
Biological process (GO): NAD+ biosynthetic process
Molecular function (GO): nicotinamide phosphoribosyltransferase activity
Source: RefSeq, a predicted model, not a curated record
GAUAAUUCGACCCCUCCCGUGCGCCCAGCGCUAGCGUUGGCCGGCUCUGAGCAAAUGAGUCAGUUUCAAGUCUGCACAUGUCAUUCAUGUACCAGCACCAAACCCUAGAAUUUCAAGAAAAAGAUUUUGCCGAGCGGGGAAAACACACUUGUCUUCCAAAAUAGACAACGCGAGUUGUAAGUGAACAUCAGAUGAGUGCAUGAGAAUCUUCACAAUCAGGCCUAUUUGGAUCAUUAAUGUUCAUGGUGCAUGCGGAUUUGGUGGUAUUGAAGAAGUGAGAUAAGUUCAAAUGGAACAUUUACCUGCUGUGGAGAAUCCCUUGUUCUGCACUGACUCUUAUAAGGUAACCCAUCACUUUCAGUACCCGGAGGGGACGACCAAUGUCUACUCAUACUUUGAGAGUCGAGGAGGUGUGUAUCCGGAGACGGUCUUCUUUGGCCUUCAGUACAUCAUCAAGAGAUGGCUGUUAGGCGAGAUAGUCACCAAGGAAUACAUCGCUGAAGCGAAGGCCCUCUACAAGAUGCAUUUUGGUCAGGAUGUGUUCAAUGAGGACGGAUGGACGUACAUUCUUGAAAAACACAACGGUCGACUUCCCCUACUUAUCAAGGCUGUACCUGAAGGAACGGUAGUCCCAACCAAGAAUGUCCUCUUUACUGUGGAGAACACUGAUCCCAAAGUACCAUGGCUGACAAAUUGGUUUGAGACUAUCUUGGUGCAUGUCUGGUACCCCAUGACCAUCGCCACUCACUCUAGGGCUCAGAAGGCAAUCAUUGCCCGUUACCUGAGUGAGACAGCAGACAACCUGGACUCACUGCCUUUCAAGCUCCAUGAUUUUGGCUACAGGGGCGUUCCAUCUGUGGAGACAGCAGCUAUUGGUGGGGGCAGUCACUUGGUCAACUUCAUGGGAACUGACACCAUAGCAGGCCUCGUCUUCUUGAGGAAGUUUUAUAACUGUAACAUGGCUGGUUUCUCCAUCCCUGCCGCUGAGCACAGCACAAUCACGACUUGGGGUAAAGACGGAGAACUAGAAGCUUUUGCCAACAUGCUCCAGAAGUUCCCCGAUGGUCUAGUGGCAGUCGUCUCCGACAGCUUUGACAUUUUCAAUGCCUGUGCCAAAAUCUGGGGUCAGGAGCUCAAGGACUUGGUGAUUAAGAGAGGGGAAAGGAAUGGGACGUUAGUGAUACGGCCGGACUCUGGUGACCCCCCAGAAAUUGUGGAAAAGGUUCUAAAUAUCUUGGGCACUGCUUUUGGCACCGUCACUAACUCCAAGGGCUACAAGGAGCUGCCCAAGUACAUCAGGGUCAUCCAAGGGGAUGGCAUCAACGCCGAGAUGCUGGACAAAAUCCUCAGCCGCAUGCAGGCUGGGAAAUGGAGCGCGGAGAAUCUCACCUUUGGCAGUGGAGGAUCCCUGCUGCAGAAGGUCAAUCGUGACACCCAGAAGUGCGCGUUCAAGUGUAGCUCUUGCGUUGUCAAUGGGGAAGCGAGGAAUAUCUUUAAGCAGCCAGUCACCGAUCCGGGGAAAACAUCCAAGAAGGGUCGGCUGACACUCGAACUUCAGAAUAAUCAGUUUGUGACUGUCCAGGAAGGGAGGGGCGAUCCAGAAAAGGACUUACUCGUACCGGUUUUUAAGAAUGGAGAACUUCUUAAGGACUACAGUCUAGAUGAGAUCAGACAACGCGCUGAGCUACCCAUUGUGAGACAGGCAAACAAGAAGUAACAGCUCUCCCUUUGUAAUCAAUCCUGUCCUGCCAGAAAAUUUCAUCAUUCUGUUGACUCCCAUGGUGCAUCGGGUUCGCAUCAUGCCUUUGGGUUCCCAUCAUGCCUUGCAGACCCUUUCGUACUAAUUAUCUGAUUAUGUGACUGAUGUUCCAACUAAUAAAGCAAAAAUGUAUCUAGUUUGAUGGCACAUCGUACCAUUGAGGCAUUUCUUCAAGAUUCAAGUCCUUUGGUGGCCUGAUUUGGGGUCUUUUUAUCAAAUUUUAGGAAAUGUACAUGCACUAGCUCUAUUUAUAGAUGCUUUGUUUUUCCUUUGUACCAAAACUUUGAGGUAAACAUGUGCGAUGCCUUUACAUUCCUGACUUCUUGUCUGCUGUGUAAAAAAAUGAAAUUGACUGAAUAGCAGAAGUAUGAGAAAACCUGAAGUGAAAUCGUACAAUUUUCUACCAAUUUCAUGUAUCUGCCCAUGUACAUGUAUACCCCCAAAGGCAUGUAGAAUGUUAUUCAGCAAUAGUUUAGAUUGUAACUUAUUUGCACAAUAUCCAGACCGUAUUCCAACCUCCUGUGACUGUUGCUAUGCCCAGAACAAACCUAAAUAUUAUCCGCGUAUUAGAAAGGCAGUGCUAGCUUUCUGCUAGUUUAAUGCAGCUCUGUAUUGUUAGAUAUGCAUAAGAAUUCUGUGUGUUAGGUGGUAAGCGUAGAAUGAUUGUGCUAGGGCAUAAUGCAUAGAAUGUCAAUCGCAAGUGCAAAAUCCUGUUGUAAGCGCAGCCCUGAAGUGGGACCAUGGAUUCAUUAUGCUACUUAGCACAGCAUCGGCUGAGUACCAGUUUCAGCUGAUCUGCACUGUGUCAGGGCAUUUUGGCUGGUAGCCUGUGAUUGCUUUAAGUGAGUAUUUUCUGCCCCUAGCCCUUACCGAGUAACUCCUUGAAAUUAGCCUGAUAUCUCCAACAGUGUAUGGGGGGGCGGGGCGGGGGGUCGUCAGUAGGGGCCAUGGUCUUCCUCCCCCACCCAAAAAAGAGGUCAUGUUUUUUUUUUUAACAAUGAGACAAAGGCAAGUUUGUGGUCCAUUUCAUUCCCCAUCCUUCAAAAAGCAUGUAAAAAGCCCGAAAAACUAGCCUUACCUCU